AGGUCGGAAGACCGGGGUGACGGUUCUUUAUUAGAAGAGCAAAGGUAAACUGGCAUUGUUUUACACUGGUCAAAGGGGGACAUUGCACCAGUUUUCAGAAGGAGGGAGACCUCGUCACCACCAGCUGUACUCACUGAAGUCUCUCCCGUUAACCGAAUCUCAAGUGUUUUGUCCCGCCCCCAUGUUUUGCUCUCGGAAGAAAUGCAUGGCUCUCUGUGGUCCUGCUGAACUCGAGGAAGUCCCCAGUGUUGACGUCCAUCCGUACUUCUCCUUAAUCAUCCUGAGAAGAGCCCUCGUGGAACUGCGUGAGCGCGUCAAUGACGUGUGUGACAGGGAGCUGUCCAGGAUCUCUAAACUGAUUAAAGAUGAGCAGAGUCUGUCAGCUGAGCCCGUCUCUGUUCCCAGACAUGCUGAAAUAGUUUCUCCUGCAGAUCUGCCACAAAGCGAACCAAAGACCAGGGCCGACUUUUUACAGCACUGCUUCGACGUGACAUUGGACCCGAACACGGUCAACUCCUACCUCUGCCUGUCCGACGGGAGCCGGAGGGUCAGCGCCACCUACGAGUCGCAGCACUACCCGGACCAUCCUGAGAGGUUUGCCACCUGGGCACAGGUGCUGGGUAGGGAGGGCCUCUCCGGACACUGCUACUGGGAGGUGGAGUGGGGUGGCAGUGGUGGGAUCGCUGUCGGGGCAGCCUACAAGGGGAUCACCCGGCACGGAGGGAGUGCGGAUGGCAGACUGGGCUGCAAUCCAAAAUCCUGGAGUCUGGACCUAUCUGAUGGGCUUUGCACAUUUCAGCACAAUAAAACCAGGAUAGACACACCUACUCCAAUUUCACCCAGGAUAGGAGUGUAUCUGGACCACAAGGCCGGGACGUUGGCCUUCUACUGUGUCUCUCCAAGAGGGGACACUAUGACCUUGUUACACAAAGUGCAGACUACCUUCUCCCAGCCACUCUACCCUGCAUUCUGGGUAGGACAGGGCUCCACUUUGAAGCUGUGUCCCAUUUUUAACUUCUCAGCUUAGGUACGGAGAUGCACACUGCAUCUACUUUGCACAUUUCUAUUUAUAAAAGAGUAGCCUGUGUCUGUGUGACUUAGAAAAUAUGGGGCAUAAUGGGGAUAAUAAAUGAAUAAAAAAAAAAACUUUACGAAUGUAUAAACUGGAAAAAAACAGCAUAAAACCUCUUUGUCCAUAAAGAUUAAUUUGUUUAUUCAUAACUGUGCGAUACAAAAGCAGCAGUAACUAAAUGAGGUGGUGUAGUGAUUGUAGAGGAUGAGCUCAAAUCUUAUUGAAGGCAGCAACGUCAACACUCUGGAC
Molecule: messenger RNA, 1321 nt
Organism: Electrophorus electricus (electric eel)
Lineage: Eukaryota; Metazoa; Chordata; Actinopteri; Gymnotiformes; Gymnotidae
Product: tripartite motif-containing protein 16-like
Molecular function (GO): protein binding
Source: RefSeq, a predicted model, not a curated record